GGGAGGGAAUUACGGUCCUUAUGCCAGUGAAAGAAAAUAUAAGAAAGGGGGUUGCAUGUCUAUCCAAGGCCACCUUACAAACCUCAUCUGGGGUUUAUUUGGUUUUAGCUGGUGGGGUUGUCGAAGGCUCAUCCAGCUACCUAAACUUUUGCUUUGUUGGGUUUCAAGCCUUUUGUACUUGACACAAGAGAUGGGUGAACCAUUUGAGAAGUAUCGAACCAUAGCGGACUUUGGAUAUGAAUUUAAUGAAGAUAGGCAGCUCCGAAACAUUCAAGAUGGGUCACGCUUCCAGUUCAACUUCUAUAACAACAGGGGUCGUGACCAGCGGCGUUACGAGGCACUAGGAGAGGUCAUAACCGAGCAUGUGUACGAACUUCUGGAGAAGGAAUGUGGACUGGAAAAGCAUUACGUUCCUGUCGAAGCCAUCAAUGACAAUGAACCCUUCAGCUUCAUCUUCAUGAGCCCCGGGGCGCUGCAGCAGGAGAAGCUGCUGCUGCUCGUUCACGGGAGCGGAGUGGUGCGGGCCGGCCAGUGGGCUCGGAGGCUCAUCAUCAACGACUGCCUCGACUCCGGCACUCAGAUCCCCUACAUCAAGCGAGCCAUGGAGAAAGGGUACGGUGUCGUGGUCCUGAACACCAACGACAACCGCAUUGACGGAGAGAGGCUGGAGAGGGAGAGAAAGAGGAUGGAGGCUGCCAAGAAGGAUCCGCAGGCCGAAACCACGGAGAGCGAGGCUGUGAGCGACUUGGAGAACCUGGAGAAGGACAAGCAUGAGAGCGAUGUGGAAUCGGGGACUGGGAGACAGAUAUUGCAUCGGAAAUAUCACUACGUCAGGGAAAACGAAAACCCGGAGAAGCACAUGAAUUACGUGUGGGAGCACUUCGUGGACAAGUCCGUGGCAAAACAAAUCUUCAUCGUGGCUCACAGCUAUGGUGGCGUGGCCGUUGUGAAUCUGGUCAUCAAUAAUCCCGUUGUGCUGGACAGGUUAUCAGCUGUGGCAUUCACAGAUUCCGUCCACGGGUUUUAUGGCGGUAAUCGAAGAGUCUUAAACUGGUUUAAAAAGAACUCUGUCAACUGGGUGAGUAGUUCAGAGGAAUUGAACACCAGAAUUAUUGGAUAUAGAGAUGAAGACUGCAUGUUGUUGUCUGCUGGCACCAUGCAGCACGAAAUGACCUCAUAUUCUGCAUACGAGUCCGUCUUUAAAUACUUCGACGAUAAAUUGGAUAACCCCAACUACCAGCCUGGAAUGCACGAACGAGAUGUCCAGCUGGAGGUGAUGGAAGCGUCCAUGGCAGACUUUGAUGAUGAUGACGUGAUGAGCUUUGACCAUGGCGCACCGCACACUGAGAAGGGUGGCGAUGAGCCGGGCGUGAGAGACGAUGUCGCACGGAAGAGUGCGGAGGAGAACGAACGCGAUGAGGAACUGGGGGGGGACACGGAGGCAGAGUGUGCGGCGCCAGUGAGGGAGGACAAGAAGAGGUCCGGGUCACACAAGGAUGACAAGGAGGAGGAAGCUGGAACCAAGCUGAUGGAAGAGGAGGAGGAGGAGCAGGGGAUGAACCGGAGGAGAGAUUCGCAACCCACGAAGCCAGAGGUUAAAAGCGAGAGUGAUCACGAGGUCGACCGGACGGCGACGGCCGCAGAGGCUGCGACGGGCACAAACGACGACGGGGGGAGCGCCACGAUCCCAGACGCAGCCCCAACGCAAGCGGCGGGCGGCGACGAGGACGAUCCCAUGGAGCUGCAGACUGCGGCGAUGGCCGAGAAAAGCGUCGAAGCGGAGGAAACGGGAGGCAGCGACCCCGAGGUAAACGGCACCAAGGGAGGAGAGGCGAAGGCCGUCGACGUGGAGAUGCCGGUGCGCGGCUCAACUCCAGCCUCGUCCGCAGAGCACGGGAACGCCGAGAGGGUGGAGCAGGCAAAGGUGCAGCACGAGGCCCGCGGCCAGCUGGGGAUGCCGCAGCGGGAUGGCACGGCCAUGGAGACCAACGGGACCGAGAAGCGUGGUGAGCAUCGCGACGACGCCAGGAGACUGCCGGCUGCGGCUGGAAAAGGGAACGAGAAGGCGGGAGACGAGGAGACGGGGAACGCCGACGCAGAGACAGCCGCCGCUGACGGAGGCACGGGGACGGGCGAGGCCUCGAUGAUCGACCUCGGCGCGACAAAAGACGAGACGGACGCAGCUUCGGAGCCCGAGAGCCAGCAAGAGGAGACAGGCGGAACGGAGGAGGCAGAACUGUCGCUCCAUGAAGAUCUGUGAAGAGAGAGAGAGAGGAGGCCCUUCUGACGAUUCAUCACGAAAGUGUCAAACAGCCAAACGAGAGGACUCUUACGACUGAGGGUUUUUUUUUACGGUAUGAUGCCUGAGAUUGGAUAAUUGGUGUUUUGGUGGGUAAGGUUAAUGCGAUUCAGAUCACCGAUUGAUUGCAGGUAUUUGUUCUAAAUGUAACUUUUUAUCGAUGCCCCAGUGCAGAAUGUGUAUAAAGUUUUAUUCGGCAUGAGCCGUUGUAAUUUGCGGUGUAAAUUGGUGAACAUAUAUGAGCAUGGCCAUUCACUUCUUAAAGCCAGUGCGGCUGUUUAGAGUUUGGGUUCAAGUUUUUAAGUUUUUCAAGUUUCAUUUAUUAGGUAGAGCCCUGUGAGCCAUGCGGCUCUUGAGUCGGGUGCAACCGCAACAUACUAAAUAUCAACAGAGAAACAUCUUAAAGCGACGACGCGCAACAGAAACAUCCUGGGAUAAACCAGCACAUCUUCCAGAAAAGAAAACCCGUAUUACAACGCUGUGUGCAAAAAUCCCAGUGUGAUGCAAGUCAAACAAUAACAACCACAAGACAAUUUAGAUUAAAGUUAUCAGGCCAACUCCGCACUUCCGCAAGAAACGUGGCUUAACCAAAAACCCUUCAGCUUUGACACUGCAAGUAAAAACAUUUUCAGGGGGUAGGUUUAAUAUUGAAUGUUAACUUAUAGGGCAUGCAUUAACUAGAGCCUUACUUUUUUAACUGCAAUGUUAUUGUACAAAAAUGUGGUCUUACAAUGACGAGAAAAACAAAGACGACAACUCACGGGGCGGACGAAAGAAAUCCACGUUUAUCAACAAGAAUCUUCCCAAAAUUCCCGCUUUUUCAAGAAACGAAAAUGAAACGCUCGGCAUUGAACAGUAUUGUGACCCCCCCCCCCCUCCAAUUUAUUUACCAUUAACAUUUUUUUUCUAUUUUGCUUAUUAAUUCCUGUGUUCACACCCAUUGUCAU
Petromyzon marinus (sea lamprey) is the source of this 3246-nucleotide messenger RNA. RefSeq lists its product as uncharacterized. The record is from RefSeq and is a predicted model, not a curated record. Gene Ontology annotation, molecular function: siRNA binding. Gene Ontology annotation, cellular component: nucleus. Gene Ontology annotation, biological process: regulatory ncRNA-mediated heterochromatin formation. NCBI's taxonomy places the organism in Eukaryota, Metazoa, Chordata, Hyperoartia, Petromyzontiformes, Petromyzontidae.